GCACUGCCACACACCUCCAUCUCCACCGCUAUUCUCUCCUCUUCCUCUCCAAUUCCCUCUGCUUUUUAGCGAAGUUACAAGUUCCGUUCUUCACUGAAUCUAACAAACACCUUCGUCUUCAAACGUCGGCCCUCACUUCGGCUUUACUUCGGUGGCUACUAGCUCAGAUACUUUGCGGCGAAAAGCUUGUGAAGAAAUGUCUUGCAACCAACCAAAUAAACUAUCACGUACAAAAGAACAAACUUUAAAAGAGCCUCCUUCUGUUAACAUCCAAGAAAAUGCCUCCAAUCAAAUUAGAACUUCAACAUGUUCUUCUAACAAAACAAAACAACUCUUCCCUCCUUUUUAUGCAUUUGAAAAAGGCUCAACAUCCAACACUUGUAAGGCGCAACAAAAUGUCAUUCCUGAGGUCAUUUAUAUCUCGGGCUCAACAUCCAACGCAUGUUCGGAACAACAAAAUGUCACUCCUAAAGUUGCUACAAAGAAAGGUUAGUAUUCAUUUUAUGCGAAAAUAAUUUCUCCUGUUACUUUGCUAGAAUAUUAGGCUACCCUCAGUUUUAACCGUACUUAUAACAUACAGGUUGUACGUUGAGCAAAAAUAUCCAUAAAAAAAUUAAUGAUAAUCGAUCUACUUAUGUGUGUUUAAAAGAUGUUCCCAACUGUAAAUUUUGCAAUGUAAAGAGGUUUCAAUAUGAAUCACCUGGCUUUUGUUGUGGUAAUGGCUCAAUUAAGUUAGUUUCGUACCAACUGCCUGAUGACUUAUUUGAUUUAUAUAUGGGAAAUACUGAAGAAUCUAUACACUUUCGAACUUACAUUAGAACAUAUAAUAAUAUGUUUGCAUUCACCUCGCUUGGCGUAACCUAUGACAAAGCUUUAGCUAAGAGAUACCAUGGCAUAUAUACAUUUCGAGUGCAAGGUCAAAUGUAUCAUUUUAUACCUGAUUUACUUUCCUCCUCUGAAAAACCAAAGAACCUACAACUAUACUUUUAUGAUAAUGAAAGUGAACUGGCUAACAGAAUGGCUUAUUCAACGCAUAUUAGCGAAUCAACAGUGAAAAAACUUAUGACUAUACUUUCAAAAAACCCAUAUUCUAUUUUUAUAAAGUCCUUGAUGAACAUCCCAACAAUAUCUGAUUUCUGUAUCGCACUUAAAUGUCAUUCAGGUUUAGAUCAACGUGUUUAUAAUUUACCAUCUGCAUUUGAAGUAGCUGGAAUAUGGCUUGAACAUGAUUCAACUGAAGUUAAUUCUGUGCCGCAUAUUCGUAUAUACACUCAUAGUAAUAACACUCGCUUAGUAAAUUAUUAUUAUGGUUGUUAUGAUCCUUUACAGUAUCCGUUACUGUUUCCAUAUGGUCAAAACGGAUGGCAUUGUGGUAUAAAAAAAAAUAUUCGACGAAAUCAACCUUACUGUGAACAUGAAGAAUUACCAAGUGUAAAUAAUAUAUGCUCUAUUGAUGGAGUUCUUCAUAUGGAGGCUCAAGUCUUUAAUAAAGGAAAACGAAAAAGAGAUAUGGUUUCUUGUCGUGAAUAUUACUGUUACAAAAUUCAGAUAAGAGAAGAUGAUGAAAAUGGAGUAUUGCAUUGUGGUAGAUUAUUUCAACAAUUUAUAGUUGAUGUUUUCAUAAAAGUUGAAACAAAAAGAUUGGAUUUUGUCUCACUUAAUCAAGACUUAUUCCGAGUAGAUAUAUUACAAGGAAUUAUUGACUUUUUGCGAGUUGGUGAAACAGAGGCUUCCAAAAUUGGCAAAAAAACAUUCCUCCCGGUUACUUUCAUAGGUGGACCAAGAGAUAUGCGGCGUCGAUAUAUGGAUGCUAUCGCCUUAGUACAACACUUUGGAAAACCUGAUCUUUUUGUGACUAUGACGUGCAAUCCAUCUUGGCCAGAAAUAAAACAACAUAUGUUAUCGAUCGAUGAAACUCAAAAUAGACCUGAUUUAGUCUCACGUGUAUUCAGAGCUAAAGUAGAAGAACUAAAAGUAGAUAUUUUAAAAAGACACAUAUUUGGAAAAGUUGCUGCUUUUAUGUAUACUAUAGAAUUUCAAAAACGGGGUCUUCCACAUGCUCAUUUUCUUAUAAUUCUUACUAAUGAAUAUAAAUUGUUAACACCUGAAUCAUAUGAUAAAUUUGUUUGUGCUGAAUUACCUGAUUCUAAUGAACAAUAUCUUUAUUCACGUGUCCUUCAACAUAUGAUACAUGGUCCUUGUGGUGAUAUAAAUCCUACAAAUUCAUGUAUGGGAAAAAAGGGCUUCUGUAAAUUUCAAUAUCCAAAAGACUUUGUUGAACAUACAUCAAAGGGAAAAAAUUCAUAUCCACUUUAUAAGAGACGUAGUACUGGAAAAACUGUAUACAUAAGAAAACAUCAUAUGGACAACUCGUGGGUUGUCCCAUACAACCCAUACUUGCUUUGUAAAUUUGAUUGUCAUUUAAAUGUUGAAGUUUGUUCAGAUAUUAAAGUUGUGAAAUAUAUUUACAAAUAUAUUUGCAAAGGACAUGAUAAAAUUGCAUAUUCUCUACAUGACAAUGCAGAAAUAGACGAAAUAAAAGAAUAUCGAUCUGCAAGAUGGGUUUCGCCACCCGAAGCAGCCUGGCGUUUAUUUGCUUUUCCUAUUAGUGAAAUGACUCCAGCUGUGUAUCAUCUUCAAUUACAUUUAGAAGGACAACAAUUUGUUUCUUUUAAAAGCACCGAAAGCGUCAAUAGAAUCUUAAAUAAUCCAAUGAUAAAAAAAACUAUGUUAACUGAAUUUUUCUAUAUGAAUAGAACAAAUGACCAUGCUCUAAAUAUGAAAUUAUUAUACAAGGAAUUUCCACAACACUUUGUGUGGUCUUCAAGAGAUAAAAUGUGGACACGUCGAAAAAAACGUGAUGUAAUUGGACGUGUUGUCACAUGCCACGUAACUGAAGGGGAAAGAUAUUACCUCAGGCUAUUGUUAAUGAAUGUAAGGGGACCAAAAUCAUAUAAAGAUCUUCUCACUGUUGAUGGAGUACCUUGUAGCACAUUUCGUGAAUCUGCAGAAAAAAGAGGAUUGUUAUAUUGCAACAAUAAUUUAAUUGAAUGUAUGUUAGAGGCUGUCAGUUAUCAAAUGCCAUACAGUUUAAGACGUUUAUUUGCUACAUUAUUAGUAUAUUGCAAUCCUUCUAACCCAAAAGAAUUAUGGGAAAUGUUUGAGGAUUCACUUUCAGAGGACCUCAAAAGUUUCUCCAAUAUUGAACCAAAAAAUGUUCGGUAUAAGGUUUUAAACCAUAUCAAUGAUGUGUUACAUUCUAUGGGGCAUGACAUAAAUGAGUAUAACCUUGUCUUAGAGAAUAUUAGACCUUCUGAAACUACAAAGGACACAAAAGAUAUCCAUUUUGAGAGAAACAUAAUUGUUAAUGAAGAGGACUU
Solanum stenotomum is the source of this 3380-nucleotide messenger RNA. RefSeq lists its product as uncharacterized. The transcript is spliced from 4 exons. Lineage: Eukaryota; Viridiplantae; Streptophyta; Magnoliopsida; Solanales; Solanaceae. The record is from RefSeq and is a predicted model, not a curated record. The annotation marks the transcript as partial.